AUGCCGUCUCCACCAAAGAGCCCGUCUAUUGGCAUCCGCUACAUCUCAGACGCUGUGAAGAGCGACCAUCGCCUCCUCGAGAGGCUCUACACCUCCCUGGCCGCCCCGUCAUCCACCAGCAGCCCGGACAGCCAGCGCGCCCUGUGCUCGCGGUUCGCCUGGGAGCUGGCCCGACAUCUGGUGACGAUGGAGCUCUUCAUCUUUCCGGGGACCGCCCACCGCGCCAAGCAGGGCAACCAAGCGGCGCAGCACAGGCAGCGAGACAUGGCGCAGCUGCGGCAGGCGCUGCGGUCAUUCUCGGCGGUGGCGGCAGCAUCCAAUCCCGGCUACGAGAAGCUUAACAAAGUGUUCAAGGAGCUGAGUGGGCCUUUGAUACAGCACAUCCGCGACAUAGAGCGGGUAGAACUAGUGAACAUCGAAAAGGUGCUCAGCGCGCAGGAGAGUGAGGAUCUGGCGAGGGACUUUGAGAGGUCCGUUUUCUUCAUCCCGCAUGGUGUGCGGGAUGAGGAAGAGGAGGAUGCUAGCGUUAAGGCGCCGUAUAAGACUGUCGGGGGGCUUUUAGAUGCCGGCGCGGAGGAGCUUCGUGCUGCGAUGGAGAAGUUUCCUCGAGAAUGA
This is a messenger RNA of Diaporthe amygdali, 615 nucleotides long. Its product is annotated as hhe domain protein. The coding region runs from base 1 to 615 and encodes 204 amino acids. NCBI's taxonomy places the organism in Eukaryota, Fungi, Ascomycota, Sordariomycetes, Diaporthales, Diaporthaceae. The record is from RefSeq and is a predicted model, not a curated record. The transcript has a single exon.